UUUAAUAAAAACCUGGCUGUUUGGACUUUGGUAGAGCAUUUUUGUCAAAUCUGAGCAUGUGGUUUGGACUAAAUACACGAAUUAAAAACAAAAAAACAAAACUUUAGAGUACCAGCACGUUUGUAAAAUAUAUAUAAGUUACAAGGAAGGAUACUACGGGCCUGGGUAUGGUUAAUGAACGAUGACGUUUUGUUUGGUGAUUAUUUUUUUUCUUAUUUCUCUUGACUCGUGUCGAGUUUGAUUCAUAGUCGCCGGUCUUGUUCCAGGUCAUCUUUUCCAGUGGCCGAGCAAGCUGCAUGCCCUUUUGUUUUCACGUUUUAACGUUUAAGGUAACACACACACACUGAAAAGAUAAACAUAUUGGUGUCACCGUUAAGUGUCUAACGCCUAGCUUAAAAAGAAAAAGAAAAGAGGAUGACGAAGAUGUCAUUUAGAAUUUGUCUCCUCCUGCUGGUGGAGCUCUGGGCAUGCUGCUGGGGUGAAAGGUUGAAGCCGACCAGUUACCCCAUCUUCUCUCAAAAGGCCUUUGCCUUGGUCUGGAAUGCGCCCACUGAGGACUGCAGACCGCGGUACGGGGUGACGCUCAAUUUAAAACAGUUCCAGGUCACGGCCUCACCCAACGAGGGCUUCGUGGGGCAGAAGCUCACCAUCUUCUACAAGGACCGCUUGGGACUUUACCCCUAUCACACCGAGAAAGGGCAGCCUGUCAACGGGGGGAUACCCCAGCUUGCCCACCUCCGAGAACACCUAGCAAAGAUGCCAGAAGGGAUGGACAAAUACAUCCGAGAUGCCCAGUCCAGCGGCCUGGCUGUGAUCGACUGGGAGGAGUGGAGGCCCCUGUGGAUCCGCAACUGGGACACCAAGGACGUUUAUCGCAACAUCUCACGCUCCAUGAUCGCCCAGAAGAACCCGGGCUGGACCAAGGAACAGCUGAACAAGAUGGCCCAAGUAGAGUUUGAAGCCUCUGCCAAGGAGUUCAUGCUGCAGACCCUGAGGAUGGCCAAGAGCCUGAGGCCCAACCAGCUCUGGGGCUACUACCUCUUCCCGGACUGCUACAACCACGACUACAAGAACAGCCUGAAGGACUACACUGGCCGCUGCCCCGACGUGGAGAUCAGCCGCAACGACCAGCUGGACUGGCUGUGGGAGGAGAGCACAGCCCUCUACCCCUCCAUCUACAUGGGCACUGUGCUGCGCUCCAGCGAGUCCGGGCGCCAGUUUGUGCGCAACAGGGUCAAGGAGGCCAUAAGGCUGGCAUCUGUCGGGGAGGGGCUGGCACGGCCGGUCUUCGUUUACACACGGCCCACCUACUCUAACGGGCUGGAGCUGCUCUCUCAGAUGGACCUGGUCUAUACCAUUGGGGAGAGUGCAGCUCUGGGAGCUGCUGGACUCAUCUUUUGGGGAGAUGCAACUCAUGCCAGCAGCUCUGCUAGCUGCGGGGUGCUGCGGGACACCUUGCAGGGGACGCUGGGGAGCUACCUGCUCAACGUGUCGAUGGCGGCACAGCUCUGCAGCGACUCACGGUGCAGCCUGAACGGGCGCUGCGUGCGGCUCAACCCCAACACCAACACCUACCUGCACCUGAACGCCCGCAGCUUCCAGAUCACACAGGAGGAGGGCAGCCUGAAGGUGAAGGGGGAGCUGAGCUCCGCUGACAGGGACGACUUCCGGAAGGACUUCAUCUGCCAGUGCUACAGCAGCUACAGCGGGGACUCCUGCGGGGUUCAGGAGGCUGGGGCCCAGAGGGGUGCUGCCCUCUGUCUGACACCCACUAUCGCCGCCCUGCUGGCAGUGUUGGCUCUGCAGGUUCUCCUCCAGUAGUGCUAUGAAACAAGAACAGCAUGUCAAGGACAAAUUAAACUCUCUAGAGACUCCAAACCAGCAUUCCUAAUCCCGGAAUAGCUUUCCCAAAAGAUAAAUGAAUUCGUAGCUAUUACCAAUGUGUCCAGGGAUAACCAAAACAGUAAAUAAACCAAAAUCAUGAUGGAAAAUCUGAUCUUUUGGAGGAGGGUAAUCAACCUAUGAGAGUUAUCCAAAGAAUAAAUAGCAAUUAUUAAUUAUGAUUGCAUUCUUCCAAAGACUUUGAUGGACCACAGCCUUCACCCUGAAGCGCAGCGUGAAGUGUCCAAAGAUUGUUUCUUGUUCCACAUGCCAUUGUGUGUCACCUUUCUCAAGAUAACACUGAUCUGUGUUAUUUUCCAGGGUUUACAGGAAUCUAGUCUCCAUACCUCAACUCGGUGCCACCAGCUUUACCUUUAUUCAAGAGCUGUUUUUCUUGCAGGCAGUGUAAACUCACUUACAGUAUUUGCUAUCUGUCCCGAAUUUAAAAUCAGGCUGCAAGCAGAAAAAAAGAAAGAAGUGGUGAAGUUUGUAAACACAGCUGAAUGCUUUUAACUUUGCUCAUAUGUUCAGAUACACAAUUAUAAAAAAGAAAGAAAAGUGAAAUCCAAAUGCUUUUAAUACAUUUGCUUUAAAAACAAAACAAAAGGAUAUAACAUUGAAGGGGGGUGUAUCUGGAAAUUAGUUAAACCACAGCUUGUUUAUUUAAAAAAAACAGGGCAAAAGAGAGUUUGUGAAGGUUCUUUGUAAAGACAAGUUAAUCUCUGGACAUAAACUAAAGAUAAAUGUCAGUCCGCAUCUCAAGGCUAAUUUGGACCCCCCCCCCCCCCCUCCCCCAUUCUGCAUUCCUCUGUUUAUUGUCUUUGAUACAAGACUCCAAGCACAUUCCACCUCCACACGUCCACAUUGAAAGGGUGUGCCUCUCUCUCUCUCUCUCUCUCUCUCUCUCUCUCUCUCUCUCUCUCUCUCUCUCUCUCUCUGUGCUAGCUUUAACAUUAUUUUCAAGGACAAAAAAAAAACAAAAAAAACUGGAAAACACGAUUGUGUAAUAAAACCUCAGCUUGUAAAAGAAGACGCUCACCCCUUUCUGGUUUGCUUAACAUUUACGAAACCUCCACGGCUGUCUUUGUAAGCUGGUUAGUGGCAUUGUGUUUUCACAGGCUGGCCGAAUCACCUUUGGGUGUGUGUUCUAAAGACAUGCAGAGGCUGUUUCAAACACAGGUAGAUGGCCACUGACCAUUAAAGAACCUUUUUACAUUUUUGUUAACUUUUGACUUUUGUUUCAUUAUCUCCUGAUGUCAAGCAAUGUAAUUCUUGAUAUAUGAGUGCAAUCAUGUAUAAAGCAAAGCAAACUGGAUUUUUAUUGGUUUUUUUUUUGCCAACUAGAAUGAUCUGCAAAUGUAACCUGAUCUAAAUUAUUGUUUAAAUGUCAGGUGUUCUUAUGAACAUGUUGUAUUUGUAUUGUUUUGAAUACAGUGUUUAAAUAUGUUUUCAGUGAUGCUGUACAGCUAACUUUGUUAUGAUGGUUUGUUGUUUGUCAAGGACUGCUAAAGCAACGGAAAUUUCUUCCAUGGGAGGAAAAAAACAAACAAAAAAAGCAACAUAUAAUAUUGUUCAUAUUUAAGCUAAUCUGUGUGAUGAAUAUAUAACCCUGUAUUGCUGCAAGCUGACGCAGGAGCGUGUCUUUGGCUCACACAGUUUUGUAUAUUUCAUCAUGACUGUGGCACAUUGCUGCUUUAAGGUCACUGGGCACGAUGUUGUAGCUUUAAACAAAACAAACCCAAAUCAUUUACAGCCCGGAGCAAUGGCUCGAUCCCUGAGCAUAAUGAGUCAUCACAUAAACCUGCAUUAAAAUGAGAGCCAAUACUAA
This is a messenger RNA of Acipenser ruthenus (sterlet), 3709 nucleotides long. Its product is annotated as hyaluronidase-2-like. The coding region runs from base 415 to 1821 and encodes 468 amino acids. Gene Ontology annotation, biological process: carbohydrate metabolic process; hyaluronan catabolic process. The record is from RefSeq and is a predicted model, not a curated record. The transcript has 4 exons. Gene Ontology annotation, molecular function: hyalurononglucosaminidase activity; hyaluronoglucuronidase activity. Lineage: Eukaryota; Metazoa; Chordata; Actinopteri; Acipenseriformes; Acipenseridae.